Molecule: messenger RNA, 2639 nt
Organism: Prosopis cineraria
Lineage: Eukaryota; Viridiplantae; Streptophyta; Magnoliopsida; Fabales; Fabaceae
Product: protein SENSITIVE TO UV 2
Exons: 12
Coding region: 104-2329 (741 amino acids)
Biological process (GO): DNA damage response
Source: RefSeq, a predicted model, not a curated record
AUAGAGAGACGGAGAGUGUGCAAAGUGCCGAAGCAGAACACAUGCCCUGGCGCUUCCGAGGCCGUCAAUUUCAAAAAAUCGAGUGAAGGAAGAGCUGAAGACGAUGAACGAGAGUGAAGACGUAUUCGAAGAUUGGGAGGACACGUUCUUGGACCAGUUAAUCCAAGUGGAAGAGCUUGCUCUCUCUGCCAUUGCCAAACCAAGUUCCAAUCCCUCUCACUCCCAUAAUCUUCCUCCCCCUCCUCCAACCACUUCAUCCACUUCACACUUCCCUCCACAACCGCCUCAAUCUCGAUACCACCACCACCAACAACCGCCGCAUUCUGUCGCCGCUUCUUUAUCUUCCUCCUAUGAUGCUGUUAGUUACUCUCCCCCACGAGAGCUCUCUCAGAGGAGCAAGGAUUUUGAUUCCUUUCAACACUCUCCCACUGUCCCUGCCAAAUGCCCUUCUCUUGCGGUUGUUCCGGUUUGUCGACGACCCGAUAAAGAUAAAGAUCAUGAAAUCGAGCGGUUGAAGAGGGAGCUUGGACAAGCAUCGAAGCAACUUGCUCUCCUGGAAAAGGAGUGUCUUGAUUUAAGGAAAGAAAGAGACAAGAAAGAUGAGCAGCUCAAAUUUGUAGCUUUAAAGAAUGAAGAAGAAAAUGGACGUGCUAACCAUUCACAGAGUACAAACAUGGAAUGGAGAAAUCUUCCUCCAGACCAUCGUGUCAUCUCUCGAAAAGUUCGAAGCAGAGAAUCUUCAAAUGUGCAGGCUGCUGAGUUAACUUAUAAAGCUACAGGAGUUCAAACAGACAUUGACACUCAGCAAGAAGCUCAAAAUUUACUGAAUAAUGAUGCGCCUGCUUGUCUUGAACUCUCCGAGAAGUUGCUGGCAAUUUGGGGCUCAUCUGGUGAACUAAAGCUAGGAAGCAAUGUGAUAUCCAAGUUGCUUGUGGGCUGUCAAAGAGAUUUUCAUAUUCUUUUUGGGUUGAUGCCCAUAAAUCUACCCUCUAAAAUAACAACCAAAUUUCUUACAGAUACAAGUUCUUCUGGAGUAGUGUUGCAAUAUAUCAAGGACUGUUUUCAUACUCCAGAAGCAACCAAAGUGUCGCAACUCUACCUAAUGUUGACAAAGAUAGCUGAAGGGACAGCUGUAUUGGAAACUCUAUUUGAACCAUUACUUGAUCUGUGUAGUGUUAAAAAUGUUGUUGUAGUCCAUAGCUCUCUACGCAUACUGCAUACUUAUUUGAAACUCCUAUUGGAAGUGGAAAAGAAUUCUGGAAGAAGGGACAAUGUGCUCGUUGAGGGAGUUUGCUUGGGCAACAAUAUUGUUGAUUCUUGUGGACUUGAAGGUGCAGAAGAGGGAAAGCUCUCUUAUAUGCACAAGGAUGAGACGUCUCAUGCAGUGUGCGAUCAGGUCCAGCCAGGAUUGUUUGAUGUCGAAAUGCUAAGCAAAAGAAGGCGUUGGAACCAUCAGAAUUCCUUGCAGCCUCAAGUAAAUUGGGUUUAUCUUUUUGAAGCAAUGCAUCAUAUUGCUAUGAAGAUGACAGAGGAAAGUGUGAGAGUGGAAGCUGUGUCCAUCAUGAUUGUGAUCCUUCUAAGAAGUAAUGCUUACAUCGAUAGGGAGCAGUUUGAACAGAAAAUGGCAUUUGAUACCAUUUCACAGUUGCUUAAAAGGGAUAAUGGGUUACGCGUAAAACAACAUGCACUGAGGCUUUUGUACCUAAUUCUAAAUUGUCCAAAACUAUUGGUUACUUUCUCUUGUGGUUGCAAAGAGGGAGAGUGUGCUAGUGCUAUGGAUGACAACGCAUCUACCUCAGGUUCCUUGAAAUUCAAUAUCAUUCUUCAAGGUUUGGCAGACUGUGUUGCAUCCCAUGGAAGUGGAUUACAGGAGUUGAAACUACGCCGAAAUGCUAUUCUUGUGCUGGCAUUCCUUGCGUCUUCUGGAAAAGCUGGCUUUGACAUUCUUGUUGGUCAUAGGCUCUCCAGGGGAGCAAACUAUCUGUUUCUGAUUUUGCAAGUACUGGUAUCAGAGGUUGACCAUGAAGCUAGAGAUUGUGAGGAGCUGCCAGAGGUUUUCAGGGAGAGGACAUUUCUGAUGCGGGAGAUACUAAUAUUGCUUAACAGACUAGUGUCCAGUCCUUCAUACUCUGCUACUGUCUUGCGAGUUUUAACAAGCACCAGGGAUAUGGCCAGUUUGACAAUUGAUGUUGCAAACAGAUUGUCCCGGAAAUGUAAGACACAGAAUGGACAUGACAACAUAGUAAAUCAUACUAGAGAAACGGAAAUCGUUGAUCUAGGCCGUGUCUUUAAGAAAAGGGUAUUUAUAUAUUUAGGAGAUGAUUUGUAAUCAAGUGUUCUCUACCUUGAAAUUUUUGUAUAUUAAAUAUAUGGACCUGCAAUAAAAAUGGUGGAGUGGGUUGGCAGGAGGGGCACUAUAAUUUUUUGUUGAUCGGCAGAUUUUACAUGUAGUUGCAAUCUGCAGAUGUGCCCUGUAGAAAAUUGAGUAGUCACAGCUCAUAAUUUGGUCGUUCACAUUGAUAUCUGGAGUGGAAGAAUUUUUGUCUGAGCUUAUCAUUGGACUUUUAGCAACAUUUAGGACUCGGUUUCUGGUUUAGAAAUUUCGUUUGAAUAUGAUUAAUUAUAUAUUUGCAGGACUA